AUGCCGCUCGACGCCGCCCCCAUCAAGCCGCCGGCCUCGGUCCAGCAAGCCGCGCAGGGCCGCAGGGGCAACCGCCAACGCGAGCAGCAGGACGUCAGCCAUCUUCUCGGCUUCACGCUGCCCCCUCGAGCGCCACCUCCACCUCCGACGCACCUCCCUCGUCGCUCGACCCGCCGAGCGUCUCACUCGGGCGCAGGGCACGGCACUGCGGCCUACACGCGCGCUCGCUUCGUCCACCAGUUCCGCUUUGUCGUUGCCCCCGACAAGGACUACACGGCCCACUUCGCCGACCCCGACAUCCACCUCGAGUGGGCCGACAUCCUCCAGGUCAUCCUCCCGACUGGCGGCGGCGCCCUUAACGCCGUCGCCACCGCCAAGCUCGACCAGGCCGGCGAGGGCGGCAGGCCCGCUUGCCCCAUCUGCCUCAGCGAGCCGACCGCUGCCCGCAUGACCAAGUGCGGGCACGUCUUCUGCUACCCGUGCGUGCUGCACUACCUCGCGCUCGCCGACCCGGGCACGAAGUCGCGCAAGUGCCCCGUCUGCCACGACUUCAUCCACGCCAAGGACCUCAAGUCGGUCAAGUGGUUCGACCCGGCCAACAGCUCGGCUCGCCCGUCCUCCCCUCCUUCCGCCGUUCCUCCCAGCCUUCCUCCCGCCGAGCAUAUCGACGCCGACCUCGCCCGAGCCCUCGAGCUCUCCCGACUCGACUCGCUCCCGUCGUCCAGCACCCCCGCACCGCAACAGCGCGAGACGCUCCGCAUGCGCCUCAUCCGCCGACCACAAAUCACGACGCUCGCCCUCCCUCGUUCCCCCUCUUGGCCGUCCGAGGCCGUCCCUCCCCUCCGUGCGCCGUGGCAGUUCACGCCCGACGCCCUCGCCUACGCCAAGUUCAUGCUCGGCGCGCCCGACUACAUCCACGACGAGCUCGUCUCGCAGCGUGGCGAGCUCGAGCGCGAGCUGGCGGGCCUGCGCCGCCUGCGCGCUCGAGGUGGGCCCGGCGCCGGCGACGACGAGCUCGGCGUCGUCUUUGUCGAGGACGCCCUGCGUCGUGUCGAGGAGCAGCUCGCCAAGUGCGACCUUCUCAAAACGACGAGCGUCAUGACGGCGCGCAAGAAGACGCUCCGCGAGCUGCAGGCCGUCGUCGAGCGCCACGCGGCCGGCUCGAGCGAGCAUCAGCUCCCGCCCGUCACCGACACGAGCGCGAGCGAGCUCGACGGCGAGCCCGAGGCGAGGGCCGUGCACGCUCCUGCGCCGCCCGUCCCCGUCGUGCACGACCCGAUCCCGCUCGACUUCCUGCACUCGCGCGGCGGCGGCAGCGGGCCAGGCCUCGCCGCCUUGUCGUCGACGGCGACGCCGUUCGUGCCCGGCGGCGGCGGCGCGGCGACGACGACGAGCUCGAGCCUCGCACCACCCGUCGCGCCGCUCUCGCCGCCGCGCAAGUCGCCGUACCAGCGCCGCAACGUGCACCCGCCGCCAGCCGAGUCGGACGACCCGGCGUACUACUUUUACCAGGCGGCGUCGGGCCAGCCCAUCUUCCUCCAGCCGCUCGACAUCCGCAUCCUCAAGUCGCACUUUGGCACGUACCAGGCCAUGCCGGACGAGCUCGUCGUCCCGAUCGAGGGCGCCGACGAGGGCAGCAUGAACGCCGAGCUGCGCCGCCGGUGCAAGUGGCUCGCGCACCUGCCCUUGUCGAGCGACGUCGUCUUUGUCGAGGCCGACCUGUCGCACCUCGUGUCGCGCCGCGCCAUGGAGCCGUUCCAGACGGCGCUCAAGCAGCGUCGCACCAAGCGCCGCGACAAGGCGCGCAAGGAGGACCGCGCCAAGGUGCGCGCCGAGGAGAAGGCGCGCGAGCAGCUGCCGCAGUUCGCCGAGUCGUUCGGCGCGUACGGCGCGGCCGGCAGCGACGGCCUGCCAUGGGGCUUUGCCGCCGCGCACUCGUCGAGCUGGGACGACGUGCAUGCCUUCCCGGCGCCCCCGUCGGCGGCGCGAGGCGCUCAGGCCGCCGCGCCGACCUCGGGCGACGAGGACGCUGGCGGCGGCGGUGGCGGCGGGCGCAGCCGACCGAGCUUUGCCUCGACGUUGCACGCGAGCUCGCGCCCGUCGUGGACGGCUGCAGCAGGAGGAGGAGCAGGAGGAGCAGGAGGCGGGGCGAGCAGCAGCUGGGACGACGCGUUCGACGACCGGUGGGGCGAGUUCGAGGAGCGGCUCGGGCGGCAGCGCGCAGCGGGUGGAGGGACGCCGUCGCCGGCGAGUGCGGGCACGCCGGCGCGCAACGUAAACGUGAGCGAGGGCGGCGGGCAGGGCAAGAAGGGCAAGGGCGGCGGCGGGAGGAAGGGCAAGGUGACGCUGAGUCUGACGGCGGGGAGGUAGAGCGGCCCUCUCUCUUUCUUCUGCGACUGUAGAUCUCGCGCUCUCCCCUCGCACAUAGCUCUCUCGCACACCCCUCUUGUCGGACCCUGUCGUCUGUAUUCACAAUCAACAAGCAUCGCC
Messenger RNA from Rhodotorula graminis WP1, 2490 nucleotides. RefSeq lists its product as uncharacterized. The record is from RefSeq and is a predicted model, not a curated record. The transcript has 4 exons. Gene Ontology annotation, molecular function: metal ion binding; transcription cis-regulatory region binding. NCBI's taxonomy places the organism in Eukaryota, Fungi, Basidiomycota, Microbotryomycetes, Sporidiobolales, Sporidiobolaceae. The coding region runs from base 1 to 2370 and encodes 789 amino acids. Gene Ontology annotation, biological process: positive regulation of transcription by RNA polymerase II.